GAGAGAGAGAGAGAGAGACAGAGACAGACAGACAGCAAGUUCCGUUUGCAAACUGGCGCGCCGCUCACUCUCUCUCCUCUUGGGGAAGUACGGAGUCACACCGCCGGAUGAUACGAACCCGCUGCAGUCUCGGAUGUGCCUCAGAAUGUUCUCCUGAAAAGUGAGUAACUUCCCUCAGAGCAGCCGUUAAACUGCUGAACUGGGAGCGGGUCUCUCUCUGUGCUGCAGGCUGUGAGGCUGUAAGGCAGUGAGGACGCCUCGGCGCUUCAGUUUCAGGAGAUGGACAUCGCUGAUGGAGCCAACCAAAAUAAAUCAGAGACCAGUGUUCAGUGAAAGCAGGGAGGGAGGAGACCAUGCUGUGGAGCCCAGCUGCUACAUGCUGCUAAAGGAGCAGGCCCUUUCUCUCUUUUAUCCACUUAUCACUCGUGAUUUUUCUCAAGGAUUAAUAGAAGCUUCAACAUUGAGGCUGGGCAUGCUGGAAUACCUGUAAGUUAGCUUUGGCUUCAACCUUUCGUAUCUCUUGUGGAAAGGUUAAAGAACCAGCCAUGAAGUGUGCUAGAGACAUAUGAUGCCCUAAGCCCACCAUGCUUGAGCAGCAUGGAUAUGGGCUGUGUUUUCUGUGCCACAGUCAUACACUGAAAACAGCAAGGAAUGCAUCCUGUGGAAUUUCCUGUCUGUAUGGAUUGUAGUGCUGUUUUUGUUUUGUACCAAAACUCAAUUUUCUUCCAAAAUAUGGCCUGACAUAUGACUUCAGGGAGCUCACUGAUUUCUUGAUCAUUAUAUCAAGUCUCAAAAACAGUGAAGAGAUCAUGUGUAACGUGACACUGACCACCUGCAAUGUUGACUCAAACAUUGACCAGUUCUUCCAGCCAGUGCUGUACAUUAUUGUUAUAAUCCUUGGCUUCCCUACCAACUGUAUGGCCCUGUGGGCCGCUUAUUUACAGGUGAGGCAAAAAAACGAGCUGGGCGUCUACUUGAUCAACCUCUCUGUGGCUGAUCUUCUGUACAUAGCCACUUUACCACUGUGGAUUGACUACUUUCUGCAGCAUGAUAACUGGAUCCAUGGGCCAGGGUCCUGCAAACUCUUCGGUUUCAUCUUUUACACUAACAUCUACGUCAGCAUCGCAUUCCUCUGCUGCAUUUCUGUGGAUCGCUACUUGGCAGUGGCCCAUCCGCUCAAGUUUGCCAAGGUGCGUCGCGUCAAGACAGCCAUUUUGGUAAGCGUCUUGGUCUGGGUUAUAGAAGUGGUGGCCAACUCAGCCCCACUCUUCCAUGAUGAGCUUUUUGAGGCCCGUUUCAACCGCACCUUCUGCUUCGAGAAGUAUCCGAUGCAGGAGUGGGUGGCAGGCAUGAACCUGUACCGAAUCUUCUUGGGCUUCUUGGCUCCCUGGUGCUGUAUGUUCGCAGCGUAUCGAGGCAUCCUGAAGGCAGUGCGUGGAAAUGUCUCCACUGAACGGCAGGAGAAGGCCAAGAUCAAGAGGCUGGCCCUCAGCCUCAUCCUAAUUGUGCUGCUGUGCUUUGCGCCCUACCAUGUGCUACUGCUGUGGCGCAGUGUGCUCAUCUUCAGUAACCCCUGCGACUGUGGGGUGGAGGAGAAACUGUUUGCCGCAUACCAUGUAGCACUUGCUCUCACCAGCCUCAACUGUGUAGCAGAUCCAAUCCUCUACUGCUUUGUCAAUGAAGGAGCCCGUAACGACGUGAGCCGCGCACUGGCCGCCCUGAUGGGCCUCUUCCACCGCGGUCAAAACACAGAUACACUGAUGGGAGGUUCCAUCACCGUGGAAACACCUCUGGCCACCAAGAAACCAGACCUCUACGGAGAGGUCAAGACAAAUUCCUAUAAAAAUGACAUUGAGGCACUGAAAGAGGAGUGCCUUCAGAUGACCAAACUUAGUGUUAAAAAGUGAACUUAUGAAGAGACACAAUGCGUAUGUAGGCACACUUUUGCUAAGUGAACUUCAGGGACUGUGCGCCUCAGGUUUUUCUGCACACACAGAUUCCGUCAGCAAUGCCUGUCUUAGAAAAAUGUUGGUGUAAAACCUUACUCUGUUUGAAUGUUAUGCAGGAUGCCUUGUUUGAUACUGUUGUUGAUGAUAAUUUGCAGAUGAUACUGUUUUCUCCCUCCAAAAUGAUUUAACCUUCUUUACUAUUGCUACUGUGAUGAUUCAUUACUUGUUUUAAGCAUGUUUCUUUAUUUAUUUGUAGCUUAAGCCACCGUGAAGCUCAAAACAAAUACAAAAUGGCCAAAAAUGAUGCAAGACCAUCAUGGCAGGGCUCUAACUUUUUAAUGAAUUAAUAACUUUUUUCAUGAAAUAUUACUUCUGACUGGUUAGAUACAACUUUUCUUUGCAUUUUUCUAAAACAGUUUAUGCUGCAAACCCCGUAACGGGACUGGAUUUUACCAAAACUUGAGUAAUUUCUUAAUGUGUCAGACAAAACAGAUUUAUCUUGAAAAUCAUGUAAUUGUUAUUAAAAGUACAAUCACUAUUUUACAUACACUUGCAAAUGGAAUACAGAGAACUAACCUUGUGUGUUGGCAUUUGUAGCUGAUGGCUGCAAUUUAAACUAUGUACACUGAAACUGAACGUAUAAAGCUGUGAUCAUAAUUUUUCCAAACUGAAGAAAGAUAAUAUGGCUUGUCUGUGAUGGUUUCCAUUGUUAAAGCAAAUUAAACCCAACUUUCACUGAGGCAAAUAAUUACUUUUAUUAUGUUAAUGGCACUACAUGUAAUAUGCAAAUAUUGUGCAAGUCAGAUACCACCGUUCAUUUAAUUAAUUUCCAGUCAAAACAGCCGCAAGUACAAGUAUCUAAACAUAUAUUUAACAGACAGUUACACAGAAGCCUCAACAACUAAGUAUAAAAUCAGAAUUUUAGUAUUUACUGUGUCCACUCUUUGCCAGUGCUACAGCUUCCAUUCUUUUCAGGAUACUUGCUUUCAGCCUCAGAAAUUGGUUGCGUUUUCUGCUUCUCACAAUCCAGGUAUUCUCAAACACAGUCCAUUGUUCUGAGAACACCAGCAGCUUUCUUCUUUUUUGUCUAAUUCCUUUUCUCAGUAGCAGCUUCUUGACAGCUACACAUCCUUUCGGAUUCAGUGUUGAGUUGUCUUUUCACAGUGGAAGGAUGGAAAGAAACACCUGCAGAUUUUUUCAGAUCUGAAGAAAAAAUUGGAGCUCGAUUUUCUACUAUCUGUCAAGGAUGAAGGCUUCAAGAACUGUUUAUCUUAUGGUGGUCUACCAGGUUUUCCAUGGUUGUUAAUAAUUCCAUUUUCUCUGUGUAUUUGACAUUGUCUAUGUAUCAUUGUUUAAACUACAGAUUUUUAAACUACUGUUUUUUUCACUUAUUUUCCAUUGACUUACUUUAGGCAUGUCGAUCAUCUUGUCUUAUUUACACAGA
Messenger RNA from Colossoma macropomum (tambaqui), 3393 nucleotides. RefSeq names its product G protein-coupled receptor 4 (gene gpr4). The coding region runs from base 810 to 1907 and encodes 365 amino acids. Gene Ontology annotation, biological process: G protein-coupled receptor signaling pathway. Gene Ontology annotation, cellular component: membrane. Gene Ontology annotation, molecular function: G protein-coupled receptor activity. Lineage: Eukaryota; Metazoa; Chordata; Actinopteri; Characiformes; Serrasalmidae. The transcript has 2 exons. The record is from RefSeq and is a predicted model, not a curated record.